AUGAGUGAUAACCCAUUUAAUAAUACAAUUUCAUCCUCCUUCAAUGAGCCAAGUCCUUCUCCUUCCACUCAGUUGAGAGAAGGUGCUGAGGAAGUGCUUUCAAAGGCAACCUCUUCGUUAAAAUAUUGUACUUUGUCAAUAGAAGAAACUGAAUCUAACUUACAAACAAAUUCCAAAACUGGUAUCUCUUCAUUUGAAGAUGCGAUCCAAAGAAGAAACAUCUAUGGGCCUAAUGAAAUCGUUCAAGAGGACGAUGAACCAAUUUGGAAAAAAUUCUUGAUGAAUUUUAUCGAAGAUCCUUUGAUUCUUUUAUUAUUCGGGUCUGCCAUAUUAUCUUUUCUAAUGGGUAAUAUUGAUGAUGCUAUAAGUAUUACCAUGGCCAUAUUAAUCGUGGUUACAGUAGGCUUUGUUCAAGAAUAUAGAUCGGAAAAAUCUUUGGAAGCUUUAAACAAAUUGGUGCCAAAUGAAUGCCACUUGAUUAGAGCAGGCCAAUCUUCGAACGUUUUAGCUUCACAAUUAGUUCCAGGUGAUUUAGUUCAUUUUAAAAUUGGUGACAGAAUUCCUGCAGAUUUAAGAAUUGUAGAAGCUAUUGAUUUAACAAUAGAUGAAAGUAAUUUAACAGGUGAAAAUGAGCCAGUUCAUAAAUACCCAAAUGCGAUUGAUAAAAAUAGUUAUUCUGACCAAGCUGCUUCAUUUAUUCCAAUGUCGGAUAGAACUUGUAUUGCUUACAUGGGUACUUUGGUGAGAGAAGGGCACGGUAAAGGUAUUGUGGUUGGUAUUGCUAAAGAUACUUCAUUUGGUGCUGUUUUUGAGAUGAUGAGUACUAUUGAAAAGCCUAAAACACCUCUACAGUUAUCUAUGGAUAAACUUGGUAAGGAUUUAUCUUUUUUCAGUUUCAUUAUUAUUGGUAUCAUCUGUCUGAUUGGUAUAAUUCAAGGCAGAUCAUGGUUAGAAAUGUUCCAAAUCUCUGUAUCCUUAGCUGUAGCAGCUAUUCCAGAAGGUUUACCUGUUAUUGUAACCGUUACUUUAGCUUUAGGUGUUUUAAGAAUGGCAAGACGUAAAGCCAUUGUUAAAAGACUACCAAGUGUUGAAACACUAGGAUCUGUAAAUGUCAUUUGCUCUGAUAAAACAGGUACAUUAACUUCGAACCAUAUGACUGUUUCUAAAAUUUGGUGUUUGGGGUCCAUGUCAAACAAAUCGAACAUUUUAUCAUUAGAAACAAAUAAGAAUGGUAAUUUUAAAAAUUAUUUGACAGAAGAUUUAAAACAAACUUUAACUGUAGCUAAUUUGUGUAAUAAUUCAUCAUUUUCUCAUGAGCAUGGUAAAUAUUUAGGUAACCCGACUGAUAUCGCACUAUUAGAACAAUUAUCAAAAUUUGAUUUAACAGAUAAUAGACAUUCCUUCACAAAAAUAGUAGAAAUUCCAUUUAAUUCAAAAAGAAAAUUUAUGGCGACGUUGCUAGAAGAUCCAAACUCUAAAAAUAAAAAAGUUUACGUUAAGGGUGCUUUUGAAAAGGUUUUGUCAUUCGCAGAUACUUUUAUAUCAAAAACAGGAAAAAUUGAAAAAUUAACAGAUGAUUACCGUUCUAUUAUAAUUGAUUGUGCAGAAAAUUUGGCUUCUGAAGGUUUACGUGUUUUAGCUUUUGCUAAAAGCGAUGUUCCAAAUGAUGUUAAUGACAUAAAGGAAAACUCAAUUCCAAGCUUGUCAUUUGCAGGUCUUAUUGCUAUGAAUGAUCCACCAAGACAAACUGUAAAGCCGGCUAUUGAGGAGCUUCAACAAGGUGGCGUUCAUAUUAUUAUGAUUACUGGUGAUUCUGAGAACACAGCUGUAAAUAUUGCAAGACAAAUCGGCAUUCCAGUUUAUAAUCCUGAACUUUCUGUAGUUUCAGGAGAUAAGCUAGAUGCUAUGACUGAUGAUCAAUUAGCAAAUAUUAUUGAUCACGUUAAUAUUUUUGCUCGUGCUACUCCUGAACAUAAACUAAACAUUGUCCGUGCAUUAAGAAAAAGAGGCGAUAUUGUGGCAAUGACUGGUGACGGUGUUAAUGAUGCCCCUGCACUUAAAUUGGCUGAUAUUGGUGUGGCAAUGGGAAAAAUGGGCACUGAUGUUGCUAAAGAAGCUUCAGAUAUGGUUUUGACUGAUGAUGAUUUUAGUACUAUUUUAACUGCUAUUGAAGAAGGGAAAGGUAUAUUUAAUAAUAUUCAAAACUUUAUAACAUUCCAGCUUUCUACAUCAAUCGCUGCAUUAUCUUUAAUUGCUCUAUCAACUGCAUUGAAAUUACCAAAUCCUCUUAAUGCUAUGCAAAUUUUAUGGAUUAAUAUUUUGAUGGAUGGUCCUCCUGCUCAGUCACUUGGUGUAGAACCUGUCGACCACGAAGUUAUGAGAAAACCUCCAAGGAACCGUUCAGAUAAAAUCCUAACUACAGAGGUUUUAAAACGUUUAUUAAUGACGGCAUCAUGCAUUAUCUUUGGGACUGUGUAUGUAUUUGUAAAAGAAAUGACAGAAGAUGGGCAAGUUACUGCAAGAGAUACAACUAUGACCUUUACCUGCUUCGUAUUUUUCGAUAUGUUUAAUGCAUUAGCUUGUAGACAUGCUUCAAAAUCAAUAUUAAAAAUAGGCUUCUUUACGAAUAAAAUGUUUAAUUAUGCGGUUGGUCUAUCUCUUCUAGGUCAAAUGUGUGCUAUAUACGUACCAUUUUUUCAAAGAAUUUUUAAAACAGAAUCAUUGGGUCUAAAUGAUUUAUUAUUAUUAUUGAUAAUUAGUAGUUCAGUUUUAAUUGCCGAUGAGCUAAGAAAGGCAUGGCUUAAGAGGAAAUCUAUUGAUGACCCAAUGUAUUAUUCAAAUGUCUAA
Molecule: messenger RNA, 2847 nt
Organism: Henningerozyma blattae CBS 6284
Lineage: Eukaryota; Fungi; Ascomycota; Saccharomycetes; Saccharomycetales; Saccharomycetaceae
Gene: PMR1
Product: Ca(2+)/Mn(2+)-transporting P-type ATPase PMR1
Exons: 1
Coding region: 1-2847 (948 amino acids)
Biological process (GO): calcium ion transmembrane transport; intracellular calcium ion homeostasis; manganese ion transport
Cellular component (GO): Golgi membrane; plasma membrane; endoplasmic reticulum
Molecular function (GO): ATP binding; P-type calcium transporter activity; ATP hydrolysis activity
Source: RefSeq, a predicted model, not a curated record